GCAUCAAGAAGGGGUAGAAAGACUCUUCAAUCAAGUUCAAAUAUGAGAAGCUUGAAGAAAACAGCACCUGAAAAGGCAUCAAGGAUUGCAGAAAGUGAGGAAAUGGCUGAGUCCUACUUGCAAAAAAGGAGACACAUGAAUAAUGAGAUACCCCCCUGCAAAUUCAAGGUUGGAAUGAUUGUGGAGGCAUUAGAGGAUGACGGCUUUUGGUAUAAAGCCAAAGUAUUGUCACUACAGAAGGAAAGAGUAAAAAUACAUUGGACUGGUUACAACUUGGAUGAGUGGCUUUCAACAAAGAAGGUCAGGUUUGAGUUGAAGACUGGUGACAAGGUUGAGGCUCCAUGGUUGGUGCACAGAGCAGCUCGAUACCCUGGCCAUGUUGAGCGUGUUGAUGGAGAAUAUGUUCUAAUUGAAUUUAGCGACAUGACAAAGAAAAGAAUUCAUUUCAAGUAUAUUGAGAAGAAAACGAACCAUCUCUGAAACCAAACUGGACUUUCAAGACAACCGGACACUGAGAUAAGCCCAAGUUCAUAAGUUUGAAUUAUCAAGUUGGAAGAAAUCUUGUUUAAAGAAAUCUCUAUCUUUAUUUCUAUUUCUUCUUGAUUUAUGUUAUGUUAGGUAUUUUAAUUCUUGAGCAGCAUCCUACUUCUGGAAACCCUUUACCCUACAACUUUAAGUUGUUUUCAAUGGGAAAACGUUAUUUAAUGAAAUUUAUACUAAACUCUCCAUAAUGUUUGCUGAAGUAAAACAAUUCUGCUACAUGUAACUAAAAAAAAUAAAUCUGCCAGAGUUUACACAAGUUCAAUUGAAGUAGAUCCCAAAGUGCAGAUUUACAGAUUUCUGUCAUUUGUAUUUUUUCUCGGUUUCCAUGAAAACGAUUUGGACUUAGUCU
Haliotis rubra (blacklip abalone) is the source of this 892-nucleotide messenger RNA. RefSeq lists its product as uncharacterized. Bases 43 to 480 code for a protein of 145 amino acids. NCBI's taxonomy places the organism in Eukaryota, Metazoa, Mollusca, Gastropoda, Lepetellida, Haliotidae. The transcript has 9 exons. The record is from RefSeq and is a predicted model, not a curated record.